AUGAACGAUGGCCGUCAAAUGACUGGCCAAAUGCUUGCAUUCGACAAACACAUGAACCUCGUACUCGCCGACACCGAAGAAUUCCGCAAGGUCAAACGCAAGCAGACCAAAUCUUCUGCGCCAGCAGCCCCAGGCUCUGCAGCUGCAGCUACCUCCGUCGAGACCGAAGAGAAAAGAACCUUGGGCCUUGUGAUUCUGAGGGGAACGAAUAUUGUGAGCUGUUCGGUUGAAGGGCCUCCCCCAUCCGAUCCGAGCGCCAGGUUAGGACAAUCUAUUCCAGGAGGGGCACCUACAACUCUACAGGCUGGUACAGGUAUCUCCAGACCAGCUGGCAGAGGUCUUCCCGUCGGCCUAGGCGGUCCUGUUGCAGGCGUUGGUAUGGGUGGACCGCCUCCCCUGGGAGGGCCACCAGGAGGUUUCGGAUUCCCACCCCAACCGCCAGGAGGAUUCCCAGGCGGAGCGCCACCACCUGGGUUCGCUGGGGCUGGAAGAGGAGGGCCACCUGGACCACCUGGAGGGCCACCCCCGGGUUUUGGAGGACCACCUCCUGGAUUUGGAGGGCCACCUGGAGGACCCCCAGCAGGUAUGCCCCCAGGAUUUCAAGGCGGACCACCGGGCCAGGGACGAGGUUUCCCACCUCCUGGGUUUGGAGGGAGGUAA
Molecule: messenger RNA, 660 nt
Organism: Cladophialophora psammophila CBS 110553
Lineage: Eukaryota; Fungi; Ascomycota; Eurotiomycetes; Chaetothyriales; Herpotrichiellaceae
Product: small nuclear ribonucleoprotein B and B'
Exons: 2
Coding region: 1-660 (219 amino acids)
Biological process (GO): mRNA splicing, via spliceosome
Cellular component (GO): U5 snRNP; catalytic step 2 spliceosome; cytoplasm
Molecular function (GO): RNA binding
Source: RefSeq, a predicted model, not a curated record